Betta splendens (Siamese fighting fish) is the source of this 2639-nucleotide messenger RNA. RefSeq names its product inter-alpha-trypsin inhibitor heavy chain H3-like. The record is from RefSeq and is a predicted model, not a curated record. Bases 1 to 2556 code for a protein of 851 amino acids. Lineage: Eukaryota; Metazoa; Chordata; Actinopteri; Anabantiformes; Osphronemidae. The transcript has 22 exons.
AUGGGGAGAGCUCUGAUGCAAACCACCCUCUUUUGUCUGUUUCUGACUUUGGUCACCUCAUUACCAAAUAAAGAUGACUGGGACAUCUACAGCUUUCACAUCAACUCCACAGUGACCAGUCGUUACGCUACAACAGUCAUCACAAGCCGCGUGGCCAAUCGAAUGAACGAAUCCAAGGAAGUAGAAUUCCAAGUGCGGAUUCCCAAGAAUGCCUUCAUCAGUAAAUUCAGAAUGUUUAUGGACGGCCAGGUGUACGAUGGUGUUGUGAAAACCAAGGAACAGGCUCAGCAGCAGUACACUGCAGCUGUAUCCCGUGGGCAAAGCGCUGGGCUCGUCAGCUCUGUAGGGAGGACCCUGGAGGAAUUUAAGACGUCAGUGACUGUGGCUGCUCACCAAAAGGUGACCUUUGAACUCACGUAUGAGGAACUGCUGAAACGCAGGCACGGCAAGUACGAACUGCAAAUCCAUGCUCGACCGAUGCAGCCUGUCAGCGACUUCAAGGUUGAUGUGUACAUUGAUGAAAAGGCUGGCAUCAGUUUCCUGGAGGUUAAAGGUGGACUAAGAACCAAAGCUCUGGCUAAUGCCAUCACCAAAACACUGACAGACAAACAGGCGUGGGUGUACUUCUACCCAACUGAAAGCCAGCAGAAGACAUGUGACAGCUGUGGAGAGCAGGGUAUGAAUGGAGAUCUGGUUAUUGUUUAUGAUGUCAACAGGGACAUUUCAGUUGGUGACAUUAAGGCAUCAGGUGGAUAUUUUGUUCACCACUUUGCUCCGUCCAGUCUUCCACGGAUACCAAAGAAUGUUGUCUUUGUUAUUGAUCAAAGUGGCUCCAUGAGUGGGCGAAAAAUACAACAGACCAGGACAGCAUUAAUCCAUAUUUUGAACGAUCUGAAUGAAGAUGAUUUUUUUGGUCUCAUCACUUUUGCUGGUAACAUUUUUCACUGGAAGAGAGAACUUGUUCAGGCCACCAAGACAAACGUGAACAGUGCCAAGACUUUUGCACAAAAUAUUCCAGCCAGUGGAUCCACUGACAUUAAUGCAGCAGUGCUGGAAGGAGCUCGUAUUCUGAAGGCACAUCCCAGAGAAGGUUCAGCAUCGAUCCUUAUACUUCUGACUGAUGGAGACCCAACCUCAGGGGUGACAAACUUUAAAAAAAUACAGUCCAAUGUCCGAAAGGCCAUUGCAGGCAAAUUUCCUCUCUACUGUCUUGGUUUUGGUUUUCGCGUCAAUUUUGAAUUCCUUGAGAAGAUGUCACUGCAGAACAACGGUGUAGCACGACGGAUCUAUGAGGACUCUGAUGCUGACUUACAGCUGAAGGGUUUCUAUGAAGAGGUGGCCACUCCUCUGUUGACCAAUGUAACCAUGAUGUACACAGGAGGCACCAAUCUGACCCAGACUCACUUCACACAGUAUUAUAAUGGCUCUGAGAUUGUGGUGGCUGGUCAGAUCACUGACAAUGACAUUGAGACCUUCACUCCAGAAGUUAUAGCCAUUUCACAUGACUGUGGGCCACAACAGGGAACAGGCAGUGUGAGGUUUUCUGAUACUAAUCCCACUGUGGAAUCGACUGACACAGUGUCUGACAGCCGCCUUCAGAGGGUUUGGGCCUACCUCACAGUCAAACAACUCCUGAACAAGGCGCUGCAGUUGUCUGGGCCUGAGAAGGAUCGAAUGAGGGAAGAGGCCUUGAAGCUGUCACUGAAGUACAGCUUUGUGACCUCACUCACAUCUAUGGUGGUCACAAAGCCUGAGGGAGAAAACUCUGAUGUGCUGCAUAAACCCAAAGAAGGCCAGAUGCAGCCUAUUCCAGACUGGAUUGGAGGUCAUAUAAGAACAUAUCCAUCUUCAGAUAUUACUGCUAGUCCUGCUUCUCCCCAUGGCACAGUAGCUACUGAUAUUACUGCUGGUCCUGCUUCUCCCCAUGGCACAGUAGCUACUGUUCCUGUUUUGCACAGGUUUUUGAUUAAAACUGAGAAUCAGUCUCUUCCACUCUGCUUUGACGUCCCUGGAGACACUCGCCUUAAACUACUUCACCAUCCCAGUGAGGAGCUGUCUGUGAUUGGUCUCCUGGAUUCACCACCAAAUACAGGAUUCAAACUAAUUGUCAUCCACUUUAAGAAUAGCCAGGUUGUUGAGCUGUGCCCUGACGGCCUCAUUAAGCAACAGGUUCAAGGAGUUAUGCAUUACACUGGACAGAACCUUGUCUCAACUGACAUAACUGCUAUCGGACGAGACAAGGAAUUUGAUGUUGCCAUUGGAGACACUCGCAUGGUCGUCUUAAUUCAUGAGGUGGAUGGUAACAAGUUCCUCUGGCCGGUUUUAAGACAGAAGCCGUCAGACAACAGCAUUGAUGGGAUUUUAGUUCUAAAGCCAGCAGUUUAUGAGGAGGUGCAGCAAAGUCCCUCCACAAAGCUGAAGAUCAGAGAUCAGGAGAUUGGUGUCACCAGAUCCAGUGCUGUUGACUACACUAUUUCUGCUGCCCCAACACUGGACUGCUGGUUCAUGUCUGCUGAAUCUGCUCUGCAGAGACGCCUGGAUGAUUUCAUUGUUUAAUCACCAGAAAUAUAAAAUAAAGAAAAAUAAUUAAUUCACUAUAGAUGAAAAUUGCAAAUCAAUAAAACAUAUUUCAAACCUUU